AUGAUAAAUCAAUUCGGUUAGUUAUACAAGAUGUUUAUUAGACCAACCCGCUAAGAAUAUAAUAAUCAAGAUUUAGGAAAUCCAUACCAAAUAUAUGGAUAAUAUAAAUCAAAAAGAGAAGAUAUAAUAAUUCUUAACAAAAAAGGAUAAAAACUUUAAUGUUCUUUAUUUUACCCUUUACUUUUAAGUUAGAGUAAUGAUGAUUUUCCUUUAAAAAAGAUAAAUUGUGUUAUAUAUUGUCAUUGUAACAGUGGAUCUCGAUUAGAACCUCUUAGAUUUCUACCUUAAUUAAUAUCUAAAGGUCUAGCUUUAUUUUGUUUCGAUUUUUCUGGAAGUGGACUUUCUGAAGGCGAAUACGUAACUUUAGGAAAAAACGAAAGUGAAGAUUUAGAUUUAAUAAUCUAAUAUUUAAAAAAUAGUGAAAAAGUAAGUAAUAUGAUAUUAUGGGGAAGAAGUAUGGGCGCUGUAACAUGUUUUUAAUAUUUAAACAAACCAGGCUCUAUGAGAAAUAUCAAAGGUGUAAUAUUUGAUAGUGGAUUUGCAAAUUUAAAAUUUCUUGCACAAGAUUUAGCUAAAUAGAAAACAGGAAUGCCUUCAAUUUUAAUAGAGACAGCUUUAAGCUUUAUAAGCGAAUAAAUUAAAUAAAAAUGCAAUUUAGAUAUAAAAAGUAUUGAUUUGACAAAAAAUAUACAUAAUCUGCAUAUCCCAUGCUUUUUUAUUUGUUCCAAAGAAGAUACUUUUAUCAAAUGUUAACACACUGAACAGCUUUAUAAUAGGUAUAAUGGAAGAAAAUGGCUUGAAUAUGUGAAUGGAAACCAUAACGCAGAUAGAUAACCUGAGUUUGUCGAAAAAAUAAGCGUAUGGAUUUUUAAAUUGUUUGAAGAAAAUCUUAAAAAUAAUAAUAAUAUUGAUUAGAAUUUAAGAAAAUAAUAAAGCUUUCAUAUGAUGAGUUAAUCUAGUAUCAGCAUUAAUAUAAAUAAUAAUUUGAAAAGAUCGUAAACUCCUAUUUAUUUCAAAACAGGCGAAAAAGAUAAUAUAGAGACUGACAAAAAUAUUAUUUUUCUAGUUUGUAAUAUUAAUAAACUAAUGAAAAAGAAUUUUCUACUUAAUAAUUUUAAUAAUAUAAAAAAGAAGAUACAGCUACAAAGAAUAAAUUCAAAAAUAACAGAUCAGUUACUAUUGAUUUUUAAUAGUUUUCUAAAAUAAUGA
Ichthyophthirius multifiliis is the source of this 1209-nucleotide messenger RNA. RefSeq lists its product as hypothetical. The record is from RefSeq and is a predicted model, not a curated record. Lineage: Eukaryota; Ciliophora; Oligohymenophorea; Hymenostomatida. The transcript has 4 exons.